Messenger RNA from Aspergillus wentii DTO 134E9, 341 nucleotides. RefSeq lists its product as uncharacterized. Bases 73 to 276 code for a protein of 67 amino acids. NCBI's taxonomy places the organism in Eukaryota, Fungi, Ascomycota, Eurotiomycetes, Eurotiales, Aspergillaceae. The record is from RefSeq and is a predicted model, not a curated record. The transcript is spliced from 3 exons.
CAAAUACUGAAUAUCAUUAUCAUUCAUAUCAUUUAUACCAUUUAUAUCGCCUACAAGACAAGAACAAACAAAAUGCCCAAGGAUCUCACUCUCAACCCCCUCCACCUCUUCCACCGAAAACAACACCAACACCCUACUGCCUCAGAGUCAGGCGCAGAUUCAGCGAGCCAGAUUACUCUCAUCCAAGAUAAAGAAAAGAUGAAAGAGAAGAAACACAAGACUCCCCCGACGGGGUAUAACGCGGGGGAUAUGUGCUUUGGGACGUGCUGUCGGUGAUUAUUGAUCUUUUAUGGUUACUGGGUUAUGAUUUUGGUGUAUUGGGUAUAUUGGGUAUAUUGGGU